Emericellopsis atlantica is the source of this 1101-nucleotide messenger RNA. RefSeq lists its product as uncharacterized. NCBI's taxonomy places the organism in Eukaryota, Fungi, Ascomycota, Sordariomycetes, Hypocreales, Bionectriaceae. The record is from RefSeq and is a predicted model, not a curated record. The coding region runs from base 1 to 1101 and encodes 366 amino acids. The transcript is spliced from 5 exons.
AUGGUGAAGGCCGAGGUGUACAUGCCGAUUCUCGGCUACGUUCGCAACCACAUCAUCGCCAACUCGGUCAUUGUGUUCCUGGUGCUGGUCAUCGUCACGCUGCGUGUUAUUGGGCGGUCCAUGGGACCGGGCCUGGGAUGGGAUGAUGCCUUUGUUUUGAUCGCGACGCCUCUUGGUGUGGCCAUGCUCGUGUGCCAAGGACUUUUCGCUCCCGUGGGCAAUGGGUACUCUUUGCCAGAGCACCCAGAGUUGGCCAUGAACAUCCCCUUCAUCCUGCAGUUGGUGUUCGGCAUGCAGCUUGGCUACACUCUGCUUCUCGCCGCCACCAAGGCGAGCAUGCUGUUCUUCUACCUGCGGGUCUUUGUCAACCCCUGGGUGCAGCGAGCCUCCCAGAUCACACUCGGGGUUAUCGCCCUAUGGACGAUUGCCUACCUGUGUGCUUGCAUCUUCCUCUGCAAGCCCGUCUCGGCCCAGUGGACCGGUGCCGGUACUUGUGGCGAGUACAUCCCGAUGAUCCAGUCACUGAUCGGCACGAAUGCGUUGGGCGACGUGGUGAUCAUGCUGUUGCCCAUGCACAGUGUGUGGAACCUCAAAAUGCGCAAGACGGACAAGCUCGGUAUAACGGCCAGCUUCGGUCUGGGUAUCGCCUGCGUCGUCUGCGCCAUCUUCCGCCUCGUCUACCUGUCGACCGUGGACCUUACGAACAACGUCACCGGCACCAUGCCCCCGACCGUCUUCCUCUUCACACUCGAACCGAACCUCGCUAUUCUCUGCAUCAGCAUCCCCAUGCUUCGACCCUUUUACGUGCUCUACAGGAAGCACAUGGGCGGAUCCAGGCUCAAAGAGUCCGAGGACCGCACCAGCGGCUUCCGGAGCCACGCCAACGAGCUCAGCGGCAGUGGGAACAUGGGCUCGAUGGCCCGCGGCAAUGACGGCUGGGAGAUGGGCAACUACUACCCGCGCAGCAAGGGGGCGCACCGCAAUUCCGUGUCGGCUGUCGACAAUGACGGAUCCGACUCGGAGAAGAACCUGACGGCCAGCCCGCCCAAGAACAAUGGCGACAUCUUCGUCAAGACGGAUUGGGUGGUGAGCCGAGAUUGA